UCGAGAGGGCCAGCAUGUUGGUUAUUCUGCUGAACUGCGUUACUUUGGGAAUGUUCCACCCUUGUGAGGACAGCCGCUGUGACUCAGAGCGAUGCAAGAUCCUGGAGGACUUUGAUGACUUCAUCUUUACUUUCUUUGCUGUGGAGAUGGUCAUCAAGAUGGUUGCGCUGGGCAUCUUUGGGAAAAAGUGUUACCUUGGAGAUACAUGGAAUCGGCUGGACUUCUUCAUUGUUUUGGCUGGAAUGCUGGAAUAUUCGCUCAACCUCCAGAAUGUUAGCUUCUCCGCCGUCCGCACGGUCAGAGUACUGCGUCCUCUUCGGGCCAUCAACCGGGUGCCCAGUAUGAGAAUCCUGGUGACGCUGCUGCUGGAUACACUCCCCAUGCUGGGCAAUGUGCUGCUGCUUUGCUUCUUUGUUUUCUUCAUCUUUGGGAUUGUGGGGGUCCAGUUAUGGGCCGGACUGCUGCGUAACCGCUGCUUCCUUCCUGAGAACUUCUCACUGCCUGCCAGUCUAGACCUUCACAAUUACUACCACACAGAAAACGAUGAUGAAAACCCGUUCAUCUGUUCUCAACCGCGAGAGAAUGGCAUGCGACUGUGCAGCUCGGUCCCUACACUCCACGAGGAAGGCCUGCAGUGCCAGCUGGAUAUGGCAUCUUACAAUAACACAGACAACACCACCUGUAUCAACUGGAACCAGUAUUACACCAACUGCUCCGCCGGACAGGUCAAUCCCUUCAAGGGGGCCAUAAACUUUGACAACAUUGGUUAUGCCUGGAUCGCCAUCUUUCAGGUCAUUACACUGGAAGGAUGGGUGGACAUCAUGUACUUUGUUAUGGAUGCUCACUCCUUCUACAACUUCAUCUACUUUAUCCUCUUAAUCAUAGUAGGGUCGUUCUUCAUGAUCAACCUUUGUCUAGUUGUCAUAGCGACACAGUUCUCUGAGACCAAGCAACGGGAGAGUCAGCUCAUGAAGGAGCAAAGAGUUCGUUUCAGGUCCAACGCCAGCACGCUGAACAGUUUCUCCGAGCCGGGAAGCUGCUACGACGAGCUACUCAAGUACCUGGUCCACAUCAUCCGCAAGGGAACCAGGCAGAUCGGGCACCUCAUUCGGGCCGCAGGUCGCCGGGCGGGCCUGAGGGUCUGUGCUUCUCCACAGGUGGAACCGCCACCUGUUAAAAGACGUCGGCAGAAGCAGAGACAAGCAUCCAUCCGGCAUCACAUGCACCAUCAUCACCUCCAUCACCACUACCAUCUGGGCAACGGGAGCGUCCGUGCCAAUGUGGGCCGAGAGGUGGACACGGGCUCCCAGAGUGCCGCGCAUCUAAUUCUACCCGUCAUCAUACCCCAUCAAGACCCACAUUCUCCGUCCCUGAUGUCUCUAGGUCCUGGCACUGCCGAAUCUGUGCACAGCUUCUUUCACAUGGCGGGUCCCCUUGAGCCUUUGCGAUGCGGCCCCUCGCCUUCUCUCACAGUUCUCCAGGCCUACAAGAGGAAUUCGGUCCCUUUCGCUGCUCCAGUUCAUAAGAACUAUCCCACGUUACAGUCGUCUUUAGCGUUUGAGCAGCGCAGACAGAGAAUCGGAGACCCGGGAGGAGGCAGUUGCGCGGCUAGUGUUCUUACCAACCUUAACAUCCCUCCAAAUCCAAUAAACACCCCACAGUGUCUUGUGGAGACACAAGGUCCUUCCGGCAAGAUUGCCUGCAAGGAUGCCCCAAUGAAUAGUAGUAGCACAAACCUGGACACCGCUUUGACCUUUGACCCUGAAACGUGUCCCUAUUGCAUCAAAUCGUUGGGCAACGACUCUGAAGGCUUGGACGGAAACGAGACUGCAGACUCUGACAGCGAGGGCAUAUACGAGUUCACCCAGGAUGCCCAUUAUAGGGACAGCAGGGAUCCCAACAGGAAGAAGUUUGCAUUAGGAGCUCGGGCAACGAAGGUGGUUCAUUUCUGGAGGCUGGUAUGCGACACUUUUCGUAAGAUCGUGGACAGCAAGUACUUCGGACGAGGAAUAAUGAUCGCCAUUCUUAUUAACACGUUGAGCAUGGGCAUCGAGUUCCAUGAACAGCCUGAUGAGUUGACAAAUGCUCUGGAGAUCAGUAAUAUCGUCUUUACCAGCCUGUUUGCUUUGGAAAUGCUUCUAAAACUUCUGGUCUACGGUCCAUUCGGCUACAUCAAGAACCCCUACAAUAUCUUUGAUGGCAUUAUCGUAGUGAUCAGCGUGUGGGAGAUUGUUGGUCAGCAGGGAGGAGGUUUAUCCGUGUUAAGGACCUUCAGGCUCAUGCGGGUGUUGAAGCUGGUCCGCUUCAUGCCCGCCCUUCAGAGACAGCUGGUGGUUCUGAUGAAGACCAUGGACAACGUUGCUACCUUCUGCAUGUUGCUCAUGCUUUUCAUAUUCAUUUUCAGUAUUCUUGGCAUGCACCUGUUCGGAUGUAAAUUCGGCUCCGAAAGAGAUGGUGACACGCUUCCUGACCGCAAGAACUUUGACACUCUGUUGUGGGCCAUUGUAACGGUUUUCCAGAUCUUGACUCAGGAGGACUGGAAUAAGGUGCUCUACAAUGGAAUGGCCUCCACCUCACCUGUUGCUGCUCUGUACUUCAUCGCCCUCAUGACCUUUGGAAACUAUGUCCUGUUCAACCUGUUGGUGGCUAUCUUAGUUGAGGGAUUUCAGACGGAGGAAAUAACCAAGAAGGAGGAUUUGCAUGGCCAGCUGAGCUGUAUUCAGCUGCCAAUAGACUCGGGGGGAGAUGGCUCAAAAUCUAACUCAGAAGUCGAUAUUUCUGCACGAAGUUUGGAGGAUGUUUCCGGAGAUAAGAAGGAUCUGACUGCAUGUUCUGUUUUGAUGUUGAACAUCUUAUCCUGUCCCUUCCUCUAUACUCCUUCAGUUGUGCCCAUCAACGGGCAUGUCGACUUCAAAACCAGCCUCACCCCUCCUCUCAUCACCCACACUGCUGCCACGCCCAUGCCUAUCCCCAAGAUAUCUGGAGGAGGAGACCCAGUGCUAGGACACGAGUCCCGCAGAGAUAGCAAUGUCUCCAUGGACCCCACUGGCCAAGAUAAGUCUCCGUCAAGUGCACGGAGCUCCCCUAAUGUCCCCUGGAGUUCAGCCAGUAGUUGGAACAGCAGGCGCUCCAGCUGGAACAGCCUCGGCCGAGCCCCCAGCCUCAAGAGACAAAAACGACAAUCUGGUGAGCGCCGUUCCUUGCUUUCCGGCGACGGCCAGUCCAGCUCGGAUGAGGGCGACAUGGGUGAGAGUGGAGGAGGGGGGGGAAUGUCUGAGGAUGACGAUGCCUCCCUCACCAGGACGGACUCCAUGAGCCAGAGGCCCCGGCACAGGCGCAUGGAGUCCCUGGAGACCCGUAGUUCUUUUGAUCUGCCUCCAGAGACCCUGCAGGUGCCAUAUGUACAUCGCUGUGCCAGCAUACACAGCGCCCUGCCGCCCAACUUCCUCAGCAAUGGCAAAAGUUCCCCUUCGGUGGCCACUGCGCAGCUCUCUCUGGACGAACAACACAGUGAGGAUGACAAUGUGGAUGAGGAAGGAAACCUGAGUCGUGGGGCUCGUCUGUACCGUUGGUUGGAGCAUAAACAGCCAGAAUGGUGCCGACAAAGGGCAACGUGGUCACUUUACCUGUUCCCACCGCAGUCACGGUUUCGUGUGACAUGCAAUAAGAUCAUUUCUCACAAGUUGUUUGACCAUGUGGUUCUGGUCAUCAUCUUUCUCAACUGCAUCACUAUCGCCAUGGAGAGGCCCAGAAUCGACCCCUCCAGUGCUGAACGCAUCUUCCUGACGUUGUCCAACUACAUCUUCACCGCCAUCUUCGUGACCGAAAUGACAGUAAAGGUGGUUGCCUUGGGCUGGUGCUUAGGCAAGAAGACAUACCUGAAAAGCAGCUGGAACAUUCUGGAUGGCAUGCUGGUGAUGAUCUCGGUCAUUGACAUCCUGGUUUCACUGAUCUCCAACAGCGGCACUAAGAUCCUGGGCAUGCUGCGGGUGCUACGGUUACUGAGAACCCUACGACCACUCAGAGUGAUCAGCAGAGCUCCCGGACUGAAGCUUGUAGUUGAGACAUUGAUGUCAUCUCUUAAACCUAUUGGAAACAUUGUGGUCAUCUGCUGUGCCUUCUUCAUUAUUUUUGGCAUUUUGGGAGUUCAGCUCUUCAAAGGAAAGUUCUUCGUGUGUCAGGGGGAGGAUAUACGAAACAUCACCAACAAGUCAGACUGCUUCCAGGCUAACUAUAAGUGGGUCAGGCACAAGUACAACUUUGAUAACCUUGGGCAGGCUUUGAUGUCCCUUUUCGUUCUGGCUUCUAAAGACGGCUGGGUGGAUAUAAUGUAUGACGGGCUGGAUGCCGUCGGUGUUGAUCAACAGCCUGUCAUGAAUCACAACCCAUGGAUGCUUCUCUAUUUCAUCUCCUUCUUGCUGAUCGUGGCUUUCUUCGUGCUCAACAUGUUCGUCGGCGUGGUGGUCGAGAACUUUCACAAGUGUCGACGGCACCAAGAGGCGGAGGAGGCCAAACUGCGAGAGGAGAAGCGACUCAAACGCAUGGAGAAAAAAAGAAGGAAUAUAAUGCUAACCGGUGUCAGUUGGUCGGGUCCUGAUCUCACAUUGAAAGAAGCCCAGAGUAAACCCUAUUACUCCGAUUACUCACCCACACGGCUUUUCAUCCACAAGAUGUGCACCAGCCACUAUCUGGACCUCUUCAUCACGAUUGUCAUCGGCCUGAAUGUCAUCACCAUGUCCAUGGAACACUACCAGCAGGCAAAGGUUCUGGAUGAGGCUCUGAAGAUCUGUAACUACAUUUUCACCAUCAUAUUUGUGCUGGAGUCCGUCUUUAAGCUCGUUGCCUUUGGGUUUCGCCGCUUCUUCAAGGACAGGUGGAACCAGUUGGAUCUUGCCAUUGUGCUGUUGUCUAUAAUGGGAAUAACUCUAGAGGAAAUUGAGGUCAACGCGUCCCUUCCCAUCAACCCCACCAUCAUCCGCAUAAUGAGGGUGCUGCGGAUCGCUCGUGUGUUAAAGUUGCUAAAGAUGGCUGUAGGAAUGCGAGCCCUCCUUGACACCGUGAUCCAGGCCUUGCCUCAGGUGGGCAAUCUGGGUCUUCUCUUCAUGUUGCUCUUCUUCAUCUUCGCAGCGCUGGGAGUUGAGCUGUUUGGUGAUCUGAUAUGUGACGAGUUGCACCCAUGUGAAGGUCUCGGCCGCUACGCCACGUUUAGGAACUUUGGCAUGGCAUUCCUCCUGCUAUUCCGUGUAUCCACAGGGGACAACUGGAAUGGCAUUAUGAAGGACACACUCAGAGACUGCUCCCAGGACACGGGCAUCUGCUACAACACGGUCGUUUCCCCCAUUUACUUCGUAUCGUUCGUCCUGACGGCACAGUUUGUUCUAGUCAACGUGGUCAUCGCAGUGCUCAUGAAGCACUUGGAGGAGAGCAACAAAGAGGCAAAGGAGGAGGCUGAGCUGGAGGCAGAGAUGGAGCUUGAGCUGGAGACCGUGGGUGGAGAUGGUGGGAUACCCCGGGGACGUAUGCCACCCCUGGGGCCUGGUGACAUGGGAGGGCCGGGGGGGUCACCUUGGAUAUUAAGGGACUCUCAGGACCUGUCGCGACCUGUUUAUCCUGCAGAUAGUCCACCAGCAGACAUAUGCAGAGAUUCAGAAAACCACAUAACAGCAGAUCCGGAUCCUCCGCCAAAUUUGGAACCACCGUUGGAGCGGAGGCCAAUGUUUGACUCAGUUUCCCUGGUGAUCCAGGGCUCACUGGAAGGCGAGCUCAGCAUCAUGGACAACCUCUCUGGCUCGAUCUGCCACUUCUACGCUCUGCCUCCCUUUUCCAGCAAGCACUGCAGUGAGAAACAGAUUCCUCUAGCCGAAGUGGAGGCUCUGUCUCUGUCGUCGGAGAAAUCCUGGUCCUUAGCACUGAUGGAUGACUCUGUCCCCGACGAUUUUAACCCCCUCUUACUAACCAGUCAGGAGUGCAAUUCCACAGAUCCACCAGAUCCUCCAGACCUCCAGGAGCAAGACGAGCCAAUGCAUGAGCACCUGCUGUAUGUAAAGAAGACCUCAGUGGGCCGUACACAUUCUCUGCCUAAUGACAGCUACAUGUUUCUGCCACUUCAGCCCAAUGCAUCCCACAGUACCCACAAAACCUCAUCUCACCUCGCUCAAACAGGGUCGACUGGAUCUGUCCAGUCUCACACAGAAGAGCCCACCCAGCAUCUGAUUGUGCCCACAGAUCUGUUUCGACCGAUAAGUCCUCAUAGCCUGUCUGACUCAGAGAGCAUCCCGCGAAUCCCCCCACCUCGCCGGGCACACACUCUCUCGCGGACCUUACGCAGACAGCUCAGCAUGGUCCAACCCAAGCCUGACCCCGAACUGCUCCUGAGACACAGAUACUCCUGUUUCUGAGAGAGCCGGAAUGGGGUGGUUAAUUCAGCUGGCCUCCUCACCACUGAUCCCUCAAACUCCACCCCUGACUCUCUCCUUCCUUCACUUACCACACUCCUGAAAUCCUAUUCCUUCAGCCCAGUGCAUUUCACCAUGGCUACUGCAAAGACCAAAACUGUUGGUUAAAGAUCAUAGGGACAUAAAAAUUGAUAAAACGUUUUUGUCUGCCUUAACCACUUCUAACCCUUUGCCACAAACAUACUGAUUAAAUAAUUCACAUUUUGAUAUAAAAGCGCAAAAUUCAAACCUCUUUUUCUGCAAUCGUCUUCACUGCCUCUGAUCUAGAGAGAAACCGUUGUUAUUUUUUCUCUCUACACCAAAACGUCCAUUUUGUGUAACACGACAGUGACUGUGGUGGGAUGUUCAUAUAUAUUAUGGUGGUCUCAUUAGGUCUGUUUUUUGUAACAAAAUAAUUUGUUUACAAUUUCAAUAUUAUACUAUUUCUUUCUUUGAAGUGAACACAAUAAAACCAGAUUAAUUUUAGGUUAAAUGUAUUUCAUAAAUGUUAAAAAAAUUUGGGUAAAAAAUAAUUGUAAUAUUUUUAUGUCGACUUUUUAAAUUUGUCCUGUGUUAUAACUUAACUUGGGUUUAAUGAUACUUUACUGAUUAAAUUUUGAAAAAAUUUACACUAACAGUGGUUGAAAUCUAUUGUGACAACUUGUUCAUAAGGUCCAUCAAGUUUUUUUUUAUGUAAUUACUAGUGGUGGGCCGUUAACGGCGUUAACGCAGUGAGACUCUUAUCGCGCGUUAAAAAAAAUGUCGCCGUUAAUCUAUUCUCAAAGUUGGGUUGGGAGCUGGGUCUAUACUACGCAAGCUAUGAUGACUUUCACCUUGAUAUUUUAGCGCGGAUGUAAACCAGCUUAACUGCACUAUACUGGGCGAGAACGAGAUUUUUCAACUCGCGUGAUUCGCGUCAUUCGCGGUAGCAGAAGCCGCCUCAUCAUCUCAUAACCAGGGCUUCAUUCGCGUCCUUAGCGCCGCCUCAUCAUCUCAUAACCAGGGCUUCAUUCGCGCGAUUCGCGCAGCAAGUAGGUCUAUUGGCUCUUUGCAUUAACAUAUAAAUCACUCGCGCUUGACACGCCAUUCGCGUUUGGUCUGAACACAACAUAACGUUACUGUGAAAUUACCGCAUCAAACGUGACGUGCUAACAUGGAUACAGCUAUGAAGCCGCCGGGUUUGCUUCAGGGAAUAUUAAUUUUUAAGAAGCUUCCCAAUAGAAACAUCGACAAGACUAAGGUUGUUUGCACCUUGUGCAAUGCGGAAUUGGUUUAAAAAAAAAACUUUCUCUCAACAGGUAGUGGUCUAGCUUUGUAUUGAGAUCUAAUGUAUUAUGGCUCCUGUAUGACAUAUCGCUUGUUGCUCCCUCACUCUUUGUAAGUCGCUUUGGAUAAAAGCGUCUGCUAAAUGACUAAAUGUAAAUGUACUGUAGGAGCUCUUCCAGUCUCAAGUACCACCUAAACGCAAAUCAUCCCUUAGCUAAUGCGGAAGUAAACACAAAUUCAUCUUAUUGAACAUAAUUUAAUUUUCAUCACCAAUUAUCAUAGUAGAACAGCUUUCUCAAGCAGUUUGUGAUGCAUUUUGGAAACAGGAGAUGAGCCCCUGGUCUAAUGCGCCACCUGGCUUGAGAAACCCGUUCUCAAAGACUUACUUUUAGUCAUUAUUUGGGUAGCACACAUAUUCUGAAUGCCUUCGGCAGAAUUCAAAUGAGCCAUUUUAAUCUAGAUAAAAAAAAUUAAUCUAUGCCCACCACUAGUAAUUACUCUAAAAAUUAAACUUAUACUGAAAAGAAAUAAAAAAAGAGUUACUAGUUGCCCCAAUGUCCAGUCUAUACUGUACAUGUUUUCUUUUAUUUCCUUUUUAAAACCUGCCAAACUGAUAUGUAACAGCACAAUUAAACAUUGUUUGCAUUAUUUAAAACAAAAACAAAUGUAUGUGUCAAAAGGUUAAAGGGAACAUCAAAUAUUCAGCCUAUGGAGCAUUUAUCUUUUAUUACCUUUCGCUUUUAGUCUAGCGUACAAUUGAAUGACUGUCCAUUAUAUUUCUCCUGCCGCUAGAUGGCAGCACAACUUCAAUUUAAGUUUCAACACAACAGAUAUGUUUAAGGCUCUGUCUCUGUUCUCCAUUGGCUAUCUUUCUAAGUUUGACAAGGUUCCCCUCGAUCUUUAACACCUCAUAAAACGCCCGCCCACCUCUCUCCUACUGGGCUGAUUCCACUCUCCAACUCCCUUUAUUAGAGGAAAAGGAGCAGAUCUCCAGUUAUUGAGUUCAUAGAGACAGUGUGACCCCAUGAAGAGACGUGGGUCUUGUGGUCUGUUGCAGUAGCCCAGUGGCUCAGAGUGCAGUCUGCCAAACAGUGCCUGUAGGGUAAAUCUUUCUCUGCCCUAUUUAAACCAAUACACAAUAUUUUACUAAAAGUGCAAUUGUUACUGUACGUUUUCACCUCUGUGACUUCACCCGUACCAGUGGCAUGUAAAUCAGGCAGUCAAAGUAUUCCGCUUACUAGUUUGUGGAGAUGUUAAGAUACAGAGCGAAAUUUAGAGACAGAUAUUCACAUGGCAAUUUCUCAGUAUUCCGGUACACUUUCUGAAUUGGUUGAAAGUGCACAUGGUGAACAUUACAAUGAACACAAUAACACAGCAAAUACUGAGAAUGUUUUCAACUGGUAGUAAACUGGUUGCUGCUCUAGGAAUGUCACUUUAAAAACGAAUGUGUAACUGCUAUUGAGCAAGUUUUAUUGAAACUUUGAUACUCUUGCACAAUUUAAGAACUAUUUUUUGUCUGUUAAAGGUUUAAUCUUCGCUCACAAACUUGCCGAAUCUAGAUGCCCAAAGGCGGUGUCUCUAUUUUUCUAAUUUCACCACCCCUCAUUUGUAGCAGAGAGCUUGUGGAUUGCAAUGCUAAUGGUGAACUCCACUCUAACCCCACGCUACCCCCUCCCGUCCACCGGCUUCUCAACCCCUAACAUCUCAUACUAACUACUCUAACCUUUUCAUGUCCUAAUCCCUAAUGUUACCCCCUACCCUCCCCUCACCUCCUCCGUCCCUGCUCUCCUCAGGUGGCAGUGAGUGCUGACUCUCAGGAGACUCUGCACUCAGAGGAAGGGGACAAUGAGGAUCCCCCUGUGAACUUUCCACCUCAGCUGCAGCCCCAGCCCUCACUCUUUCUGGUACCCGCCACACCGGGCGCCUCUCCGA
This is a messenger RNA of Triplophysa dalaica, 9632 nucleotides long. RefSeq names its product calcium channel, voltage-dependent, T type, alpha 1G subunit (gene cacna1g). The transcript is spliced from 37 exons. Gene Ontology annotation, cellular component: voltage-gated sodium channel complex; neuron projection; voltage-gated calcium channel complex. Gene Ontology annotation, molecular function: low voltage-gated calcium channel activity; voltage-gated sodium channel activity. The record is from RefSeq and is a predicted model, not a curated record. Bases 15 to 6398 code for a protein of 2127 amino acids. Gene Ontology annotation, biological process: calcium ion transmembrane transport; calcium ion import; positive regulation of calcium ion-dependent exocytosis. NCBI's taxonomy places the organism in Eukaryota, Metazoa, Chordata, Actinopteri, Cypriniformes, Nemacheilidae.